AUGAGCACGUUGUUCCCUCCCAGCACUGCCAGCUGGAGCCAGCCUGGUGGGAUGGCAUACAACAGGAGUUGGCAUCACAGGCUGCUGAAGCAUGAGGACGAUGACUACAACUGGGCCGACUGUGAAGCUGUUCACUUGAGCACAGUCCCUGUCACGCUGCUCAUCUGCCUCUGCGGGUUGGUGGGGAACGGAGCCGUCCUCUGGUUUCUCAGCUCCCAUGUCCGCAGGAACCCCAUCACCAUCUACGUCCUAAGCCUGGCUGUCACCAACUUCACCUUCCUCCUCUCCAUCGCCAUUGCCAUUGUGAUAUUUUACAGCUCAGGGAGCUUUUGUCACAGGCUGGGCUCACAGGGUGUGACAGCUGUGUUGAACAUCACCAUCCUCUUCACUUUCACCGCCAGCGUCUUCCUCCUGACAGCCUUCAGUGCCAUGAUGUCUCUGUCCAUCCUCCUGCUGGCCCACUGCCGCUGCCACCGCUCCUGGCGCUUGCCAGUGCUCGUGUGUGCCCUGCUCUGGGCCCUCUCCUUCCUGCUCACCAUGAUCCUCUACUUUUGCCCUGCAGUGCUCAUUGUCUUCGUCCUGACCUACCUCGUAUGCGUGCUUACCCUGAUUUUUUCCGGUCUAUCCCUGCUUGCCGGGGUCUUGUGCUGUUCGUGGCAACAUCCCCCAAGGAAGCUCUGUGUUGUGGUCCUGCUAUCUGUCUUCUGCUUCCCCUUCUUCACUGCUGAUUUUGGUUACUGGCUCUUGCUAAGACUGUUUGAUUUUUCUGUUUUUGUCUUUGACACCUCUCUCCCAUUCGCUUGUGUGAACAGCAGUAUCAACCCUGUUAUUUACUUCUUGGCUGGGAGCUGUGCAGAUAAGUUCACACUCUCUGUUAGGGUUGCUUUCCAGAGGGCUUUUGAAGACAUAACAGAGCCCCAAAAUAGAAGUGAAACUCCCAGAAAUAACACCAUGGAAACAGUUGUUUAA
Messenger RNA from Balearica regulorum gibbericeps (East African grey crowned-crane), 969 nucleotides. The record is from RefSeq and is a predicted model, not a curated record. Lineage: Eukaryota; Metazoa; Chordata; Aves; Gruiformes; Gruidae.